CGGGCUCGGGGGGCGGGGCGGCGGCGCGGGGCCCGGGCGCCGCGUAAACAAGGGCAGGCGGCCGCGAGCGGCGGCUGGAGGCGGGGCCCGGGCUGGCAGCUGGCAGCGGACCCGUAGCGGCCGCCGCGCUCCUGCCGCUCGCCCGCAGCGGCCCGCCGUGCUCGCGCUGCUCUGGGAGCGGCCUUCGCGCCGUGCCCGCCGCGCGCUUCUCUCGCGCUCCCUCUUUGUCUCUGAGCGCUCGCGAGCGCGGGGCUGCGGGGCCGAACCCGAGUGUCGCGUCAAGAUGGCUGAUGGCAACGAGGAGCAGCGGGCGGACGACUCGCCGGGGCCGGCCGACGAGAGCUACGAGUCCCUGGAGCUCGCCUGCCCCGCCGAGCGCAGCGGCCACAUCGCCGUCGGCGACGGGCGUCACAUGUUCGUCUGGGGCGGCUACAAGAGUAAUCAAGUCAGAGGAUUGUAUGAUUUUUAUCUGCCUAGAGAAGAACUAUGGAUCUACAACAUGGAGACUGGAAGAUGGAAAAAAGUUAACACCGAAGGUGAUGUCCCUCCUUCCAUGUCAGGAAGCUGUGCGGUAUGCGUAGACAGGGUGCUGUACUUGUUUGGGGGACACCAUUCAAGAGGCAAUACGAAUAAGUUCUACAUGUUGGAUACAAGGUCUACAGACAGAGCACUACAGUGGGAAAGAAUUGAUUGCCAAGGAAUUCCUCCAUCAUCAAAGGAUAAACUUGGUGUCUGGGUAUAUAAAAACAAGCUAAUAUUUUUUGGUGGAUAUGGAUAUUUGCCUGAAGAUAAAGUAUUGGGAACUUUUGAGUUUGAUGAAACAUCCUUUUGGAAUUCAAGUCAUCCAAGAGGAUGGAAUGAUCAUGUACAUAUUUUAGACACUGAAACAUUUAUCUGGAGCCAGCCUAUAACUACUGGUAGAGCACCUUCACCUCGUGCUGCUCAUGCCUGUGCCACUGUCGGAAACAAAGGCUUUGUCUUUGGAGGCAGAUACAGAGAUGCUAGAAUGAAUGAUCUUCACUGUCUUAAUCUGGAUACAUGGGAGUGGAAUGAAUUAAUUCCACAAGGCAUAUGCCCAGUUGGUCGAUCUUGGCACUCCCUAACACCAGUUUCUUCAGAUCAUCUCUUUCUUUUUGGAGGAUUUACCACUGAUAAACAGCCACUAAGUGAUGCCUGGACAUACUGCAUCAGUAAAAAUGAAUGGAUACAAUUUCAUCAUCCUUAUACUGAAAAGCCAAGGUUAUGGCAUACAGCUUGUGCGAGUGAUGAAGGAGAAGUAAUUGUCUUUGGUGGGUGUGCCAAUAACCUUCUUGUCCACCAUAGAGCUGCACACAGUAAUGAAGUGCUUAUAUUUUCAGUUCAACCAAAAUCUCUUGUAAGGCUAAGUUUAGAAGCAGUCAUUUGCUUUAAGGAAAUAUUAGCCAACUCGUGGAACUGCCUUCCAAAACACUUACUUCACAGUAUUAAUCAGAGAUUUGGCAGUAACAACACUUCUGGAUCUUAAGGUUUCAUAGCAAUGCCUCUGAUAACCUUGCAUGGACCGCAAUUCUGUAAACAGAGUGGCAUAAUUUGUAAAAUUAUAUGUGUUGUUGUAGUUUGCAGUUUAAUGUGCAUGUGAAUGAGCUAGAGAAAUUAUUUUUGUGUCUAAAGUUUACAAUAAACGUAUUUAACACA
Molecule: messenger RNA, 1674 nt
Organism: Sorex araneus (European shrew)
Lineage: Eukaryota; Metazoa; Chordata; Mammalia; Eulipotyphla; Soricidae
Gene: KLHDC2
Product: kelch domain containing 2
Exons: 13
Coding region: 284-1504 (406 amino acids)
Molecular function (GO): protein binding
Source: RefSeq, a predicted model, not a curated record